AGAAAAGUCAAUGAAAAAGGAUUUUAUAAGGUAAAGAAGAAAAUCCUUAAUUUAUAAGCUACACGAUUAUGAUUUUCUAUAUAAUCACUUUAUGUUUAUUCCUUUCCUAUCAAAAAACUGUUUCAGUAAAUAAUGAAACCGUCAAUUAUGCUUUGUAUAAGAGUUCUAUGGAAAAUGUGGAUUUAUUCGAAGGCGAUAUUAGAUUGGAUACGUCAUUUGGAGAGAGUCGAGCAGUUGUACUGAAACAGAGUGAACUUUGGGAUGAUGGUAUAAUAUAUUACAAGUUUUCUCCUUUCCUAAAUUAUUACAGAAUUAAGUUUUUAAAGUCAAUUUUUAAGUACAUGGAGUAUGUAACUUGCUUACGCUUUGUAAGAAGAAGAAGAGAGAAUAACUAUAUUUAUAUACAGGAAGGGAAAGGAUGUAAUUCCUACGUUGGAAAGGAGGGUGGACGUCAGAUUCUUAAUUUAGGAAGUGGAUGUUGGAACAUCGGAAUAAUACUUCACGAAUUAUGCCACGCUAUUGGAUUGUAUCACGAACAUAGUCGACCAGAUCGUGAUAAAUAUAUAAAAAUUUUAUGGGAUAAUAUUACAGAUGUCGCAUUUAACCGACAUGACGGUAACCCCGGGAUUUCCGACACGCUGGUCUCCCCAUUUAUAUGCGGCAUGCCAGUCAUUCCGCAAAAAUACGAUAUGAAGACCAAAUCACACGAUACUUCGCAACAUUCNAUGGAAAAUGUGGAUUUAUUCGAAGGCGAUAUUAGAUUGGAUACGUCAUUUGGAGAGAGUCGAGCAGUUGUACUGAAACAGAGUGAACUUUGGGAUGAUGGUAUAAUAUAUUACAAGUUUUCUCCUUUCCUAAAUUAUUACAGAAUUAAGUUUUUAAAAUCAAUUUUUAAGUACAUGGAGAGUGUAACUUGCUUACGCUUUGUAACAAGAAGAAGAGAGAAUAAUUAUAUUUACAUACAGGGAGGAAAAGGGUGUAAUUCCCACGUUGGAAAACAGGGUGGACGUCAGAUUCUUAAUUUAGGAAGAGGAUGUUGGAACCUCGGAAUAAUAGUUCACGAAUUAGGCCACGUUAUCGGCUUUUAUCACGAACAUAAUCGACCAGAUCGUGAUAGAUAUAUAGAUAUUAAAUGGAGUAAUAUUAUAGAUGAACAUACGAAAACGUUUCUGAUGUACGAUAAAAAUUUGUUGAGGAUAUGUGACAAAUAUAGUUACGAUAGCAUUAUGCAUUAUGGUCCUAAAGAAUUCGCUAAAGAUGGUAAAGUAAGUUUCGAGCCAACUCUUCCAAAUAUUACCAUGAAAGAAAUUACGGACCGGCAAUUUUUGUCAGAAUCAGACAUUAAUUGUAUUAACAAGUUUUACAAAUGCGAAUAAAUUCUCUUGUAAAUAUAUAAAUAAAAUUUAGUUCAUUGUCUGAAU
Molecule: messenger RNA, 1421 nt
Organism: Centruroides sculpturatus (bark scorpion)
Lineage: Eukaryota; Metazoa; Arthropoda; Arachnida; Scorpiones; Buthidae
Product: zinc metalloproteinase nas-6-like
Exons: 12
Coding region: 69-1376 (435 amino acids)
Biological process (GO): proteolysis
Molecular function (GO): metalloendopeptidase activity; zinc ion binding
Source: RefSeq, a predicted model, not a curated record